AGGGUUUAACAAAGAGAAGUUUUAGGCCUUUCUUCUUCGAAAAAAGGGAAAUCGAAUUAGCUUGCCGGAGUUCAGAAAAAUGUCGAGACCGGAACUCCUAGCACCGCCGGAAAUUUUCUACAACGAUGAUGAAGCUAGAAAAUAUACCUCAUCUUCUCGAAUUAUUGACAUACAGACACAACUUACAGAGAGAGCAUUGGAGCUCCUUGCUUUACCUGAUGACGGCGUCCCGAGAUUACUUCUUGAUAUUGCAUGGGAAAGUGCCUCAAUGUUUACUGGUGUAGAGUUAUGCAAUUUAGCCACAUUUGCUUGUGCUUCCGAGUGCACUUUGGUGGAAGAGGUCAACAUGUAAACUUGAAAGAUUGGAACUUCUGGAAUUGUUGCACUUAUGGAUCCUACAGCUGUAUCUUUAAAGCAAAGAUGCUUGUUUCUGCAUAUUCAAUUGUUUAAUUUUGAGAUUUCAAACUAAUUUCACCAUAUUCAGUUAAAAGAAAGUGUGAAGGAUAAACAAUGAUGUUUCAUUCUUUCUUGUUUUUCGAAGGUUGCGGAUCAGGUCUAAGUGGGGAGACACUCACUGAGCAGGGACACCAGUGGCUUGGUUUGGAUAUAUCAGAAUCAAUGCUUGAUGUUGCAUUGGAGCGUGAGGUUGAGGGUGAUUUGAUGCUGGGUGACAUGGGUCAGGGCUUAGGGCUUCGAUCUGGUAUUCUGGAUGGUGCCAUCAGUAUCUCAGCUGUGCAGUGGUUGUGCAAUGCUGACAAAUCUUGUCAUGAACCUCGGAUAAGAUUGAAGGCUUUCUUUAGUUCCCUGUACAGAUGUUUGGGAAGGGGAGCGAGAGCAGUACUCCAGAUCUAUCCUGAAAAUCUUGCUCAGAGAGAGCUGAUUCUGGGUUUUGCCAUGCGAGCUGGAUUUUCUGGAGGCAUAGUGGUUGACUACCCACACAGUUCUAAAAGGAGGAAGGAAUACUUAGUUCUUACUUGUGGUCCGCCGUCUCUCAGUACCACUACUCCUGAAGGAAAGGGUGAAGAUGGAGAGAGUUGUUCAGAUGAAGAUAGUAGCGAGGAUGAAGAAAACCAUACAGUUUGCAUAUCUGACAGGCGCAGGCCUAGAAAAAAGCAAAAGGUUAACAAGAAAGGCAAAGGGAGGGACUGGGUUCUGAGGAAGAAAGAACAGAUGAGGAAAAAGGGGAAUGCAGUUCCUGCAGAUAGCAAAUACACUGCACGUAAAAGAAAAGAUCGGUUUUGAUCCAUUAGUAAGAUAUAUUCGGGUUGAUUUAUAUGUUUUCAACAGAACUUCAGCACAAGGAGCUAAAAUUAUUGCUUAUUGACCGAAGUGAGAAGCAAAAAUAUUCUGAUCAAAGACGUUCCUCAGAUUGUUUAAAGAUUCCGGGACAGUUUUGUGAGACCUGAAUAUAAUUUUUCAGCUGAGUUCAAGAGUAAACAAGACGGUCUAUAGUUUCUUGGUUCUUUACAUAUGAUUUUUUUAAAAGUUCGAGGUUGUUUUUCGAUAGAUCACGUACUGUGUAUUUAAAAGUUCGAGGUGUGAUCAACCCCCUUCUGGAGUUGAUCACUGGUUGAGUACUUAUUUUCUUAUGCAGUUGAAAUUGUGUCCAUUUAUCUUUGUAGUGGGGGAUUCAUUGGCAGUU
Molecule: messenger RNA, 1642 nt
Organism: Solanum pennellii
Lineage: Eukaryota; Viridiplantae; Streptophyta; Magnoliopsida; Solanales; Solanaceae
Product: 18S rRNA (guanine-N(7))-methyltransferase RID2
Exons: 9
Coding region: 511-1242 (243 amino acids)
Biological process (GO): rRNA (guanine-N7)-methylation
Cellular component (GO): nucleolus
Molecular function (GO): rRNA (guanine) methyltransferase activity
Source: RefSeq, a predicted model, not a curated record